Molecule: messenger RNA, 483 nt
Organism: Moneuplotes crassus
Lineage: Eukaryota; Ciliophora; Spirotrichea; Euplotida; Euplotidae
Source: the annotation of a GenBank genome assembly
UAUUAUUGAUCAUAUAAUAAUUAUAAAUGAAGCUUGAUAGACAUCAGCAUUUGAAAGCCAACAGAGAGAGAAUCAGAGAUUGGUUUAGACUUUGGAGACAUUCCAGAGCUCCAGGAUAUGUAGACCACUCUAAGGAUGCAUCUGGAAGAGAGUAUGGAUUCGGUCAUAGUGCAUAUGUUCUUUCGAAGAUGAAUGACUUGAGAAUGUGGACUAUCACUUUUGCUCCAAACAACGCUCAGCCAUUGCAGAGAGUUCAAGAGAUGCAUAAAAUCAAUAGUGAAUUCCAGUACAUUCAGUAUAGGAUCCAGUGGAGAAGAGUCUUGCCUUUGAUCAUAGGUAUUGGCUUCUUCUCAAGAGUUGUUUUCAAGAAUACUUUGUUAAAUAAGGGAGAAGAUGAUGUAUUUGAAAUGUCUUGGAGAGAUGUGUAUAUUCUCAAUAAGUAAUUCUAAUUAUCCAAAACUAUUCUCUCUCAUUUUUAGUCUU